This is a messenger RNA of Pezoporus flaviventris, 1794 nucleotides long. RefSeq names its product phosphoglycerate dehydrogenase (gene PHGDH). The record is from RefSeq and is a predicted model, not a curated record. Bases 53 to 1645 code for a protein of 530 amino acids. Gene Ontology annotation, molecular function: phosphoglycerate dehydrogenase activity; NAD binding. Gene Ontology annotation, biological process: L-serine biosynthetic process. The transcript has 12 exons. NCBI's taxonomy places the organism in Eukaryota, Metazoa, Chordata, Aves, Psittaciformes, Psittacidae.
AGAGAGUCGGCGCCCCCUGCCCGCCUCAUCCCGGCCGGUCCCGGUCCCCAUCAUGGCGCUGGGAAAGUUGCAGAAGGUGCUGAUCAGCGACAGCCUGGACCCCUGCUGCCGGGAGAUCCUGCAGGCGGGCGGCCUCCGGGUACAGGAGAAGCCCGGUCUGAGCAAGGAGGAGCUGCUGCGGGAGAUCCGGGACUGUGAUGGACUCAUCGUCCGCUCGGCCACCAAAGUCACGGCCGACGUGCUGGAAGCGGCAGAGAGGCUGCAGGUGGUGGGCAGAGCAGGUACCGGCGUGGACAAUGUCGAUGUGGAGGCGGCCACCAGGAAGGGGGUCCUGGUCAUGAACACACCCACUGGAAAUAGCCUCAGUGCCGCCGAGCUCACCUGCGGGAUGAUCUUGUCCUUGGCCAGGCAGAUCCCGCAGGCAGCUGCCUCCAUGAAGGAGGGCAAGUGGGACCGUAAGAAGUACAUGGGCAUGGAGCUGAACGGGAAGACACUGGGUGUGCUGGGGCUGGGGCGCAUCGGCAGGGAGGUGGCCACCCGCAUGCAGGCUUUUGGCAUGAAGACCAUAGGCUAUGACCCCAUCAUCACCCCUGAAACCUCGGCCACCUUCGGCGUGGAACAACUUCCACUGGAGCAGAUCUGGCCCCGCUGCGACUUCAUCACGGUGCACACGCCGCUGCUGCCCUCCACCACAGGGCUCCUGAACGACAGCACCUUCGCCAAGUGCCGCCGCGGGGUGCAGGUGGUGAACUGCGCCCGCGGUGGAAUUGUGGACGAGGGUGCGCUGCUGCGGGCGCUGCGGUCGGGGCAGUGCGGUGGAGCCGCCCUCGAUGUCUUCACGCAGGAGCCUCCGAAGGAUCGUGACCUGGUGAACCAUCCCAAUGUCAUCUGCUGCCCGCACCUGGGGGCCAGCACGCGGGAGGCACAGAGCCGCUGUGGCAAGGAGAUCGCCAUGCAGAUUGUGGACAUGGCCACAGGGAAGGGCCUGGCUGGCAUAGUCAACGGCCAGGCUCUCAGCAAGGCUUUUGCACCCCAGACCAAGCCCUGGAUUGCUCUGGCCAGGGCCCUGGGCAAAGUGCUGCGCACAGCCAGCAAGCAAGCACAGGGCAACGUGCAGGUCUGCACCCUAGGAACACCUCUGCGGGAGGCUGGGAGCUACCUGAUGCCUGCCGUGACUGCUGGCAUGCUGGCUGGAGGUGUGCAGAAGGAGGUGACCCUGGUGAAUGCCCUGCUGCUGGCCCAGGAGGCUGGACUAAAGCAGGUCACGACCACACACAGCGACGUAGCCCCUGAGCCUGACAGCAGUGCUGGAUUACUGCAGGUGUCCCUGCAGGGUACCCCACACCAGGUAGCAGGGAUGGUGCAGGGCAGCACCCCGGUGCUGCGGGAGCUCAAUGGGGCCACCUUCAAGCAGCCAGCCCCACUGGCUGGCCCCAUCCUCAUCUACAGAGCCAAAGCUUCUGAGCUCAGUGCUCUGUCCACACUUGCUGGGCUGCUGGGGAAGGUGGGGGUCCAGCUCCAGUCCUACCACAGCUCCAGCACCGUGGCAGGGGAGCAGUGGAAUGUCAUGGGGCUCUCAGCUCCACUGUCUGACCUUGGCGAGCUGAAGUCACGUGUCACAGAGGUGUUCCAGCUCCACCUGUAGGCCCUGACUGCUGGAAAGGGCUCUCCCCCUGGCCACAACACCUGGACCACCCCCUGCAGCUGGGGGAGCGUCACACCCAGCCACUCCUGGCCCCCAUGUUGGGCUUGGUGUGGCCCCAUGCUCAAUAAAGGGUCCAGAAGGAAAGAGCA